This is a messenger RNA of Desarmillaria tabescens, 1584 nucleotides long. RefSeq lists its product as uncharacterized. Gene Ontology annotation, biological process: regulation of DNA-templated transcription. NCBI's taxonomy places the organism in Eukaryota, Fungi, Basidiomycota, Agaricomycetes, Agaricales, Physalacriaceae. Gene Ontology annotation, molecular function: sequence-specific DNA binding; zinc ion binding. The coding region runs from base 44 to 1309 and encodes 421 amino acids. The transcript is spliced from 2 exons. The record is from RefSeq and is a predicted model, not a curated record.
GUAGCUGACUACCACGACAAUCCCUCCCAGACGAGAAUUUUUCAUGUCCCCUCCCGCCGGCCCUACACGGUGCUACUGGUCGCUGCUCUCUGGCGACUUGCAGUUCAUCUAUCUCGACCCGGUGCUGCAGUACCACCUAGCGGAUCAAGCAGAAGCCUUGGCGGGCAAAUCGCUGCUCGACUUUGUGCAUCCAGACGAGCAGUCAUCGGCCAAGCAUGAUCUCGGUACCGUCCUAGAGAGCCGGACGCUGCAUGGGUCAGUGACGCGAGUGAGGUUCGCAAGGCUCUCCAAGAUUCGUCGCGACCUGGGGUACACGGGCCCCGCAUCCGACUUUCCCGCGGCAGACAAAAUCGCUGUGGACGCCAACUACAUGGCGGUCGACGUCGUCAUCAACUGGGCGGCCGAGGGCCUCGUGCUCUGCUUCAUUCACGCUAUCGUCGACAUCGACCCAGCAGCGGACAACGACCAGACGAGCAAAACGUCCUGGUCGAAUUGGUGCGGCACCCCUGUACUGAACUCGGAGCAAGUCCAGAUGCUCUUCAAGCGACUCCUCAUGUGCGCACCACAGACAGCACCGACAGCACGGGUCUUCCAGAUUCUUAACAACAACACUGCCAAAGAUCUCGUCAUCUCUUGGCCACCCGCCGACCAGCCCUCAACUCGCGAGUUUGCCCGUCUCGCCAACGACAUCAACGUCAACGUCGUCAACACCGACGCCAAGACCUCUUGUACACGCAGAUUCAAGUCGGCUCAGCUCGUGCAGGACGUCGGCCACGUCGAGAGCGUCUUCAUUCCGCAUGGCAGCGUCAUAUUUGCAUGCCACAAAGUUGAUUCGCCCCCUAACUCUACCAUGCCUUCUUCCUACGACCACCACCACACUCCGUACGCUCUGCCUGGUGCUACCAAUGCUCCCUAUUAUCCAAAUCCAAACCCCUCAGCAUAUUCAUAUCAGCCGCCCCCGCCACCAUGGGACAGGUAUUACCCACCGUACGAAGCCGGCAGGAACCAUGAAGGAGGCGGAGCAGGCCAGUAUACCUAUCUUCCCCCGCCGCCCAGUCCCCCCGAAGAUUCAGUACCGCCUCCCAGACGCCGCGUAUCGCCUCCACCACCAGGACAGUCCCAAAGGGGUCACGGAAACCGCCCGGUAGGCGUGCUCAAGUGCAGUAGCUGCAAGGCAACUAGUAGCCCCGAAUGGCGCAAGGGACCCAGUGGCAGGAAAGAGUUGUGCAAUGCGUGCGUAGAUCUUUCACCCCCUUUUUUUGGGCCUUGGUCUCUGACUCCUUUUUUUGUUUAUCUUUUUUUUUUCUAAUUGUAGCUGCGGUCUCCGCUACGCCCGCUCCCGCGCUAAAAAGGAGGGUAGUGUUCCGAGCUCCUCGCAACACCACAAGUCUUCUGGUAAUGGGAGGAAGGAGAAGAGUUCGUUGUCGCUUAAUGUUGUCAAGAGGGAGCGUGAACAGAACUCGGCGACGCCUCCGCGGUCUGCUGGGUCGUCUGUGGCGUCGAGUUAUGACUAUGGUGGUGCACCGGGGUAUGACUACUAUCGUUCUUAUCGCAACGGUGGAGGAAGCGGUGGGAGCUCGCCUG